Molecule: messenger RNA, 2535 nt
Organism: Prunus mume (Japanese apricot)
Lineage: Eukaryota; Viridiplantae; Streptophyta; Magnoliopsida; Rosales; Rosaceae
Gene: MEE13
Product: myosin heavy chain-like protein
Source: RefSeq, a predicted model, not a curated record
AAAAAAAAAAAAAAAACAACCGCCCCCCUCGGCCCGUUAGAUUCCAGGCUUCUAGCCAAUAGGAACAAUUCGGAGUUUCUUGCAGCAAGCUAGCAAAGCAAACGAAAGCAAACUUCUUUCUCCUGUUGAACCUGAUUCUGAUUUUUGUCUGAAGCUGUUCUCGUCGUUCUUAUAACCAUUUUCAGUUUCUGUUUAAGACAAUGGAUGAAAAUUCAAGCGACAAGGAAUCCUUGAUGGCUCGCAUUCAUCAGCUGGAGCAAGAGCGUGAUGAAUUACGCAAAGACAUUGAACAGUUGUGUAUGCAACAAGCUGGACCAAGCUACCUUGUUGUGGCUACUAAGAUGCAUUUUCAAAGGACAGCUGGCUUGGAGCAGGAGAUUGAAAACUUGAAAAAGAAGCUAGCUGCUUGCACUAGAGAUAAUGUGAAUCUUCAAGAGGAGCUUUCAGAGACUUACAGAAUCAAAGGCCAGUUGGCUGAUCUUCAUAGUGCAGAGGUGGCAAAGAAUGUGGAAGCAGAGAAGCAGCUUAAGUUUUUCCAGGGCUGUGUAGCUGCAGCUUUUGCGGAACGAGAUCAUUCAAUAAUGGAGGCUGAGAAGGCUAGGGAGAAAGAGGAGCUUAUGUCAAAGAAACUAUGCGAUAUAGAGAAGAGGUUAGAAGAGCUUGCUGCAGAUUGUUCUGAGCAGAAAAAACUUAAUGAUAAACUGCAAACUGAUUUAGCAAUGCAAGAGGAGCAUAAUGAAAGUUUCAAGAAGGUAAUUGAUAAGUUUUAUGAGAUCAGGCAGCAUUCUCCUGAGGGAUUUCAGGAUACUAGUUGGGACAGAAAAUGUGCAUGUCUUUUGCAUGAUCCUGCAGAAUGGUGGAGUUUCAAUGAUGCUUCAACAUCUAAAUAUAUUAGUGCAUUAGAGGAAGAGCUUGAGAGGAUGAGGAACUCUGUAGAUAAUCUUCGAAACAGGCUACAAGUGGGUUUGGAAAUCGAAAAUCAUUUAAAGAGGAGAGUUGGUGAAUUGGAAAAGAAAAAAAUCAUUUCAGAUAAAAUGAUAAAGAAUGGAAUUGCAGAAUUGCAUCAUUACCAUUCUCAGCAUAGAGUUCAUGUAAUAAAUCUACUUAAUGAGGGAAAGGCUAGUAUCAAAUCAAUAUGUAAUGCAAUAGAGGAAAAGAGUAGGCAAAUUGAUGUGGGCAGACUACAAAAGGUGGGGCCUCCUCCGGGAGAUGUAAAGCAAGACAAAAAUGAAUGCCAAGAUGUACAUGAAAAUGCUGAUGCUGAACCUCAGUUGUUAUCCAAGAAUAGUGGCCCUGUCUUAUCAGAAUUUGUGGCAGUUCGAGGGAACGAUUCCUCUGAAGCCCUUGCACAGGCCUUGCAAGAUAAGGUUGCAACGUUAUUGCUUUUAUCACAGCAGGAAGAAAGGCAUUUACUGGACAGAAAUGUGAGAUCUGCUCUUGAAAGAAAAAUAGAAGAGCUUCAGAGAAACUUACUACAGGUUACCAACGAAAAGGUAAAAGCUCUAAUGGAGUUUGCACAAUUGAAGCAGGAUUAUCACCAGCUUAAAGAGAGAAUUGGUCAGGAGACAAAUAGAGAAAAUUUGCUUGCUGAAAGUGGGGAUCGAAAAGCAGUUACUCAUGAAAGGGAUGGAAGGCUAAAGAGCUUGUUGAAGAAAACAUAUUUGAGCCGUUGGGUUGGCCCUCCAGACUCUAGGGGAAUUGAAGCUGAAGGUGGCCUAAAUAUCGAGGGGAACAGGAGGUCCAAUAGUAGCAUGGAGUUUGCCAGAAUGAAAAUUGAAAUUGCAACACUUAGGGAAAGCAUGGGAAGUAUGGAGCAUUUGACUACUACAGUUCACAGGCUUCGUCUAUCUCUUUCAAAGGCCAAAGAGUCGGUAACUUCUGGAAGUACAACGGUUACUACCCUAUCAGAAACUGUCAACAACAUUAUUUACGAGGCAAAACUAGUGAAGACUGCACUUGGAAGCUCCCUACCAAUCAGUUGGUCAGCAGACGCAGAUGUUGAAUUCAAUGAUCAUAGUCUCAGCAACGAGCCUGGUCAUGUUUCUGGGGAGACCAGCCACGAGAAGAUAGAUUCUGUUUUUGCUGCUGGAUUUGAGAUGGUGGAGCUCCUAAUACUUGCAGCGCAGAUAUUGAAGGAUAACAUGAGCAAAACCGGUUCCUGAGAUAGAAGCCAAGUGAUCUACAAAUACUUUGGUAAUGGAUCCUGAUGAUGGCUUGAAUGCCAAGCAAAACUGGUACCUUUGAAGAAAUUGGUGCUCAGUAAAUGGCUAUAAAGAGAGAAGGAUAACGAUGGUUCUUUACGAAGUAGAAAAUGUCUGCAGCACAAGGAGAGGUGAAAAUGAAACUCAGUCAAGGAUGGCUGAGUACCGGCUCAUGCAGUAGCUUGUCAUUGUACAUUUGUAACCGAUUGUAUUUUAAAUCUGUUGUCUGACGAGUGAUUAGGGAUUUCAACCACUUAGAACAUGCAUGGAUGUAUAUAUGCGUUGCUCAUGUACAGUAUAUUGAUAAUUUAAUUGGGUUGAGUUUGUCUAACAA